GAGGAUACACAAGCAGUGAAAUUAUUCACCCGGCAAAAUCGUCAUUACAACGCGGAAUCUGUUGAAGAGCAGCAGUUCGCACAUACCGCCAAUGUAUCCAUCAACGGAACAGAUAUUCUACAGCAGUUGACGCAGCUGACAGCAUCGGAUGACAGAGUGGUCAUCAAUGUGAUCAUCACCCCGCAAAUGUCCCUAACGCCCACUUUUAUCACUAAGAACGGCACUAAUAUCGACCUCACCGGAAACAGCUCGUUGGCUUUGGGACUUGGACCGAACUAUGGUCCCACGUAUGGCAAUUCAUAUGGAAAUACGUACGGUCCAACGCACGGCAUAAUCUACGGCCCAACCUACGGCAACACCUUCGGGCCGAGUUACGGCGCGACUUACGGGACCACGCACAGCAUCGGACUGGGACCUAGUUUCGGACCGACAAUUGGACCAUCAUUUGGAGCCACUUACGGAGCAACAUAUGGACCGAUGUACGGAGCCACGUACGGCCACACUAUCGGAUCGUCCUACGGACCGACAAUCGGUCACACGUUCGGUCCCAGUUAUGGCGCCAAUUACUUCUUGCCGAAGCCGUUACCGCCCGGCGGCGUCACAGCCAACAUAACUUCUGUAACGAACAGCACCGGACCAACCGGCAACCUCGUAAAGACCGCUACUGCCACACAGACGAUGGGCGGAAUGGGGCGCUGGAAUGGACUGGACUUAAUGUGAACGGUUGGUAGUUUUUUUUUAUCGAGGAAAUUGCGUCAAAAUACGCUGUGGUAGUAGUACAACUACAGAAUUACAGAUUUUUUAUUAUGCUGUGAAUAAAAUCGAUAAAUGACGAUAUCAGAUGCUUCUUUGUCUAUUCGUGUUU
Molecule: messenger RNA, 865 nt
Organism: Paramacrobiotus metropolitanus
Lineage: Eukaryota; Metazoa; Tardigrada; Eutardigrada; Parachela; Macrobiotidae
Product: keratin-associated protein 21-1-like
Exons: 12
Coding region: 187-720 (177 amino acids)
Source: RefSeq, a predicted model, not a curated record